Molecule: messenger RNA, 2579 nt
Organism: Bombus pyrosoma
Lineage: Eukaryota; Metazoa; Arthropoda; Insecta; Hymenoptera; Apidae
Gene: SrpRalpha
Product: signal recognition particle receptor subunit alpha homolog
Exons: 8
Coding region: 110-1993 (627 amino acids)
Biological process (GO): SRP-dependent cotranslational protein targeting to membrane
Cellular component (GO): endoplasmic reticulum membrane; signal recognition particle receptor complex
Molecular function (GO): GTP binding; GTPase activity; ATP hydrolysis activity
Source: RefSeq, a predicted model, not a curated record
UCUUGCAGUAUCUGUCUGACGUGUACAAAAAUCAAAGUGCACGAUCGCCAGUAGGUUAGAUUGUAACAUCAAAUCAAACAUUUUUUUAUUACUAAGAAAUCGUAUAAUCAUGCUCGACUUAUUUACUAUAUUCAGUAAAGGUGGUAUUGUUCUAUGGUGUUUCCAAAGCACCUCGCAAAUAUUUGCUCCUAGUGUUAACGCUCUAAUACGAAGUGUCAUAUUGCAAGAACGUACGGGAAAUCAUACUUUUGAAUACGAUUCCUUACGGUUGCAGUAUAAACUCGAUAACGAGUUUGAGCUAGUGUUUGUUGUUGCAUAUCAAAAAAUACUACAAUUGUCGUAUGUAGACAAAUUUUUAAACGACAUCCAUUUAGAAUUUAGAGAUAGAUUCAAAAAUGAAUUGGAGAACUCUAAGUGGUUUUACAAUUUCGAAUUUCAAAAUAAUUAUGAGCAUGUACUUGCUAUGGCUGAACAAUGGGCACGAACUCAGGCUAAGAUACCUAAACAAAUGCGUACUUUUGAUGAAAGUCAAAAAUCAAAAAAGACUGUUGCUAGUAUGAUUGAAAGGAAAGAUGACAAAGAUAAUAAAAAACAGGGUAAAAGGAAGACGGGAGUUAAUACUAAUAGAGAUGAUCAAAUGAAAAUUCAAGAGGUCCCUAAACAGGAUUUGUCAAACAAUCAAGUAAAUCAUAACGGAGAAAUGGAUGAAGAAGUUUUAAUAGCAAACCGUAUGAAAUUGGCUCAAAAAAUGAAUAAUCAAAAGAAAAAAGUUGAUAAACAAAAAAGCCAAAAACCUGAGAAAGCUGGCAAGAAACCCCGUGUGUGGGAAUUAGGUGGGACUAUCAAAGAUCUUGCUGCUUUGGAACGCACCAAAGAUAAACCAGAAGAAAGUGGCGAUUAUGUGGGAGCUGAUAAAACAUUAGUAGGCCAGAUGAAAGGUGGCAUUCGUGAUAUAGUAGUUGAAAGUGAUUCCGAGGAUGAGUCUGACGAAGAAAUGGAGAAUCCCAAACCCCAAGUACAAAAGAAAAGCAACAGUAUGUUUUCAAUGUUCAAGAGUUUGGUCGGUAAUAAGUCUUUGAAACACGAGGAUAUGGCUCCGGUUCUGGAAAAAUUAAAAGAUCACUUGAUUUCGAAAAACGUAGCAGCUGAUAUUGCUCAAAAAUUGUGCGAUUCUGUCGGUGUAAAGCUCGAAGGAAAAGUACUUGGUACGUUCGAUAGCGUGACUAGUACCGUCAAAGCCACGCUGACCGACGCAUUGGUGCAAAUACUGUCUCCAAAGAGACGUGUGGAUAUUCUGCGAGACGCAAUGGAAGCAAAAAAAAAUAACAGACCUUAUGUUAUGACUUUCUGCGGCGUAAAUGGGGUGGGAAAAUCCACAAAUCUAGCGAAAAUUUGUUUUUGGCUUAUAGAGAAUAAUUUUCGUGUGCUAAUUGCAGCGUGUGAUACAUUUAGAGCUGGUGCAGUUGAACAAUUGAGAACUCACAUGCGCCAUUUGAAUGCUCUUCAUCCGCCAGAGAAGCAUGAAAAUCAAUCUAUGGUUCAACUGUAUGAAAAAGGUUAUGGAAAAGAUGCUGCUGGUAUUGCCAUGGAAGCGAUCCGUUUUGCUAAGGAUCUGAAAAUCGAUGUAGUUUUGGUGGAUACCGCGGGCAGAAUGCAAGAUAACGAACCAUUAAUGAGAGCCUUGACUAAGUUGAUCAAAGUAAACGAACCAGAUUUAGUACUCUUUGUUGGCGAAGCUCUUGUUGGAAACGAAGCUGUUGAUCAAUUGGUAAAAUUUAAUCAAGCACUAGCCGAUCAUAGUCAAUCCACCAAUCCUCAUAUCAUUGAUGGCAUCGUGUUAACUAAAUUUGAUACAAUCGAUGAUAAGGUAGGCGCGGCAAUUUCUAUGACGUAUAUUACUGGACAACCCAUCGUUUUUGUUGGGACAGGGCAAACUUAUACUGAUUUGAAGUCAUUAAACGCAAAAGCUGUGGUACAUGCAUUAAUGAAGUAAUUGUUGAUUUGAAUAAUAAAAGAUGAUAUUAAAAUUAUUAUAUAAAAAAAAUUAAUUAAAAUUUCAAUGGAUUGUUAUCAACUAUUUCGUGGAAUUAAUUAUCUCCAUUAUAAUAAUAAUUACAAUUAUAUACAAAAAGUUUAGCAAGAAUAAUAUAUUAUCGUGUUUAAAUACAUAUGUAUUAUUUUUUAUCAUCUUUCAUCGAUUUAUAUUGCUCUUAUGAUAAAUUUUUUAAUACGCUAGCGUUUAAACGACUCGGUAAAUACUGCUAUUCCUAGAAUCGCUCGAAUUCGUUAUAAAUGAUUUAUGAUAUAAAUUUAUGGUGUUUUCUAAGAAAUAUAAAUAAUGCGAUUAAAAAAAGGAGAUGGAAUGCCAUACAUUCUUCGUAUGCUUCGCUUUUCUUUCAACAAUUAUUUUAUUUUGUAUGCUCUGUCUGUAAUAUCGAUUUUUCAUUUUCCUGCCACUUGUUGAAUACGUAGCAUAUAAAUUGACUGUUCCUCUUGCAAGAAUAUUGUUGCACCGGUGAAAAUGCGUCGUGUAUGUGAUGUUUAACAAAUUGUUUAAUAAAUUUUACAAGUUUUCCUAA